AUGAUCGCCGCCAUUGUCAAGGACGAGGAACAAGACAAGAAUAUUCUGUACGUUGGGAGGAAGGUAGAACGUCAGCUGCGCAAUGGGAAACUUACAGAAAGCGACGUUUUCAUCCUGCCCAAGCUGGCCUUACUGGAAGGCUACAAAGAUCAAGUGCUUGGUCCUAGGGACGACACAGACGAAUACAGUCGAUUGACGCAUGACCACGCCGACGAGAUCUUGCAGCGACUUCAGCUGACACUUGCUCGCUUUCAAGGCCAGAGAGUCGAGGUACCUCUGCUGUUCCACAAUUCGGAUCCUCAUGUCUUCACGCUGAACACCGCAGCAGACAUUAUCGAGGGCAUUUCAGCGUGGUUCUGGGAUCGAGCCAAGUGUCAAAUCCAUGAUAGCCUCGGUUGCGCGCCAGAGACCACUAUCCAGAUCUUGGAAAAAGCCGAAGUGGCAGCACCUGUGCCAGAGAUAUGGGCCAAUGCCGUCCCCAUGGUCAACAAAUAUCGCGAAUACCUGAUCAAGGCAGGGUUUCCUGCAGUCCACAUCGUCUCUGAAGCUAAGUGUGCUGCCGUCCUUGUGGCAAGGCAUCUACAGACAUCAGACGCAGGCCCAGAGGAUAUCGCCAGAGCCAUGGAAUCGGUACUUCUCGUGUUCGACUUGGGAGCCGGUACCCUAGACUUGACCGCGACAGAGGUGAUCCAAGGCGAGCACCUGAAGAUCAAAACCCUUGUCCAAAGCACUGGCUCUUUCUGGGGUUCGCAGCAAAUCAACGAAACGUUCAAACACUACCUGCCUGAAAUCAUUGGACCGGACUUUGACAGGAUGGUUGCUCAGCUCUCGGUCGGCCAACCCGAUAAGAGCGUGUUGCUUGAGCCGUUCACGCGUGGAUUCGAGGUCGCCAAGCAAGAAUUCGAAUUGAACAGCAAUGAUCGCGUGACUGUCGACUAUGAUCGCAGCGACAGAGGCCUUCCGCCAGAUCUGGGGAAUCCGUGGAUUGGUGGCAACUACCUGAGUAUUUCACCAGUACAGAUGCAGGCCAUCCUAGCGGAGUACGCACGCGGGCUGGAGGGUCCCAUUGCAGACCAGCUCCAGCGACUGCGACGAGGAGGAUUCCUAAAGCGCGGAAGGAGAGUAGAGAUGUACUGCGUUGGCGGAGGAAGUAGGUCGCAAUUUGUGAUCAACCAUCUCAAGGAGACAGUGACAUCUGCUUCAGUGAAGACGAGCACAGCGAACACCGAUAACAUGACCGCCCUCGGCGCUCUUUUUACUGCCAUUGACCGAAAUCUAGGAAGCGCAGAGAUUGCCAGAGCAGCGUAUGGAACUGUCUGGACCACCGAGCGAGCACGGUACACAAAACACAAGGGUCCUGUGCAGGUGUCUGUUGACGGGUGCGUGACCUGGCACUUCGAUAUCGGAGAUCGUCUCGAUUCAAGCAGAGUAGCCAAUGGAUGGAUUGAAAUUGCUGAGGAAGACAUCCCACUGGGGAAAGACGAAUUCGUCGACCUCGAAAUGCCGUUUGUCAAGACUGAGGAACCAAAGCUGGUGAUGGACGACAUCAAUCAGAACAGACCGGGUAUCACCAAGCUGACGCCGCUUCUGAUGCUGGUGAGCAAUCGAGAGCACACUUUCCCCGUCGAACAUACACCCCGAGGGCGCUGCAUGGUCGUCCAAACCCGCAUCAUACCUAAAUGGGAGGGCAUGCGGCUUUACUUCGAUUUUGUGGUGCACCGCACAGGAGUAUUCCCGAACGAGGACCACCUGGAGUAUGAGACACCGGACGGUGAACUAGCAGAGGGAUACCUCCGCCAGCGGCAAGAAGUGCACGAUGCAAUUGAUUUUCGUGAUCUGAAAGUCGGGGUCGCUUGA
Molecule: messenger RNA, 1857 nt
Organism: Cyphellophora attinorum
Lineage: Eukaryota; Fungi; Ascomycota; Eurotiomycetes; Chaetothyriales; Cyphellophoraceae
Exons: 3
Coding region: 1-1857 (618 amino acids)
Source: RefSeq, a predicted model, not a curated record